Aspergillus calidoustus is the source of this 4623-nucleotide messenger RNA. The record is from the annotation of a GenBank genome assembly. NCBI's taxonomy places the organism in Eukaryota, Fungi, Ascomycota, Eurotiomycetes, Eurotiales, Aspergillaceae.
AUGGACACCCCACUUAGGCGGAUUGACCGGACAAUCGAACAGAUACAGGACACUCUCGAGGCAUCUAAACGAACGAGUAUCCUGCAGUGGCUCUCUGCUGAGCCAUACCAAAAGCACCACAAGCAGGCUCGAUCGGACUUUCUGUCCGGCACCGGAGCCUGGUUGCUUGCUGAUCCUGUGUACAGGAAGUGGAAGGAUGAGAGCGCUUCAUCUAUCCUGUGGCUACAUGGUAUUCCAGGAUCUGGAAAGAGUAAAUUGGUGUCGGCUGUUAUCGAAGACACCCUGCAGAGUUCCCAGACCGGCCAAUCGCCUCUUCCUGUCUAUUUCUACUGCUCACGAAAUCCUGCUGAGCCGACUCGAUCCAUCCCUAGCGAGGUUAUCGCUAGCAUAGCUCGUCAACUGGCACGCACUAGUCCAACAGGCCCGUUGCUGCCACCGGCGAUUGCAAUGUACGAAGAGCAAGAGGUUCAGGGCUUUGCAGCAGAGCGUCUGACCCUGGAUGAGAGUCAAUCGUUGAUAAUUGAUCUACUCGCACUGCACCCAGUUGCUACUAUCAUCAUUGACGCACUCGACGAAUGCGACCCUGACACCAGAGCAGAUAUCUUAGACGUGUUCACCAAUGUUUUACAUAAUUCGUCAACUCUCGUGAAACUGUUCGUCUCCAGCCGUGACGAUCAAGACAUUGUCUACCAGUUAAAGGAUUAUCCGAAUCUGGAGCUCUCCUCAGACAAGAACUCGGCAGAUAUCGUUCACUUUGUGCGAUCGGAAGCGGAUAGACUCAUCGCUCGGAAAAUGCUGCUGAGAUCAAGCUCGAACAGGACCGAGAUGAGAAAGGCCAUAGUAGCAAAGGUCAGCGAAGAUGCUAAUGGGAUGUUCCGUUGGGCCAGUCUACAGCUGCAGGCUUUGUGCCAGCUGAAAACAGACAAAGCGAUUCGGGAGAGAAUUGGAAAGAAUCCACCGCAGCUUGAGGAGCUAUAUCAGGAGAUAAUGAGUAGAAUUGAACACUAUCCUGCGAAUUCCGACAGGCAAUAUGCAAUGAGCGCUUUCAGGUGGUUACUUUACGUGCGCCGAAGACUCGAUCAGGCCGAAUUUCUUGCGGCAGUGUCGACUCAGGUUGGAUCAUCAACGACUCUACUCUCAUUGGAACAGGUCUUGGACCUGUGCUGCAACCUCGUUAUAUUCGACAUUACUCUGAACACGUUCAGAUUCGCCCACUUAUCUGUCCGAGAGUUCCUCCAAAACCAGGCUAGCCUCCGUGCCAAUGCCUCGCAUGGCAUAGCAGCCGAAGUUUGUCUAUUGAGUAUAAUCAUGCGAUCGGAUGGUGACGAAACCCGGAAUUUCCUUUCUCGUUGGAACUAUCCCGAGCCCGACCGAGACGUGCUCUCAACGUUGUACGACUACGCAGAUGCAUUUUGGGCAGUACAUUGCCAGAACGCAGGUUGCAUGCGCCUUAGUGGGAAUCUCCAGGCAUUACUCUCGUACUUUAUGGCGUACGAUGAUAGCGGGAGCCCACCAUUCCGCAUUUGGCAUGCGGUAUUGCGCAGGACCCUGGCACAGCUCGGCUCCUUCAACCGAUUGCAUUACCGACUGAGAUGCUGUAGGAGUGCACCAAUCUCUCCUGUAUUCACAGCAUGCUGUUUUGAUCUGGCUGAGCUUCUCCCAUCAAGGGAAAUGAACCAUGUCCUUAAUCAGGGGCUUCGAGCCAGAUGUGGUAAUACGUGUCUAGAGCUGGCAGUUCGGUUCGAUGCCCAAAGAUGCCUUGAUCAGCUGUUGCCUACACAGUGGGACUCGACUUCACACAGUGUACUUUCGUUCGCCAUCCAGGAAGGCACUAGUAAGUCCUUGGAACGCCUGUUGGGCCAGAAGGAACAAGAAGCACGAAUCACGGAAAACAGCUUAAUGGCUGCAGCAACGAAUAACCAGGAUGGUGCGAAUAUUAUGGCGCUUCUUGUCUCAGCCUUCAGUCCCCGCCUGAAGAUAUCUGCAGCUUUCCUUCGAGACAUCACAUCCUUGAUUCAAAGUGAGACGGUUGAUGGGCAACGCGCGGUGCUGCUGCUAAGACCGUUACAAUCCUGUGAUCCCGAGCGGUUCCGGGCAAGCAUAUCCAGCUCUGUGCUAGAGCUUGCUACCAAGGGAUAUGCACCCGAACUAUUGGAGUUUUUCCUAGACUUGGGUGUGGACCAUUCUCACGUCACCUCAAGUGUUAUGAAGUCUGCAGUGUCAAAUCCGCAUCACGCCUUCCGCAUGGCUGAGAGAUUGUUGGCAAGUCAUAGAGACUACAUAGUGGUAUCUGAAGACAUCAUGGUCGCUGCCUGCCACAACCUGUCCCCCGGUAGAGAGCUCAUCAAGCUUCUCAUGGAGAGAUCAAGGUACCCUGUUUCGGUGACCGAAAGCGUCGUUAUUUCUGCAUGCAAGAAUGAAAUACAUGGAACCGACCUCGUCGAGCUGCUAAUAAACAAGUCUGGAGACUCUCUAUCCCCUACAGGGGCCAUGGUCAUUGCCGCGUGUGGGAAUAUGAGCCAAGGCCUUGACCUCGUUUUGAUGUUAAUGACACAAUUCAAAGAGCCGGUACCCGUGACCGAGGACAUCAUUAUUGCCGCCUGUCAUGCUCAAGUUCGACAUCAACAAAUACUACAGUACCUAUUUGAUCAUCAUGUGCAAGGCCAGUUCCAGUUGACUGAAAGGUUGAUUGGGGCCGUUCUAGCUAAGCCGCUCAACAUCGACACAACGAUCCCAUUUCUUUUCGAUCAAUGUGAUACUAGCCUAUAUGUCACAGGAAAUGCGCCCGUCAAAGCGACUCGGCCUGGUUUUGAGACCGCGGAGAAAUUGAUUGAAUGUGCCGCACGGGGAAGCACGUGGAACGGUGUCACGGUCAUGAAAAAACUACUUGCACGUCAGGAAGUCGCCAUUACACACGCUGCCCUUCUGGCUGCUACCAGUAACUCCGACUGCGGAUUUGACAUCAUGUCUCUUUUUUGCGAUAGGCUUGGAUCAAAUCUCAAUGUCACCGGAGACCUACUCAUGGCGGCCGUAUCCCAAGGGUCCCAUCAGCUAUUCAGACUGUUGUUGGACAAAGCAACCGGGGAGUACUCUGUAUCGGAGCGACUACUACUAAUAGCGGCGACCAAUUGGCAUGCUAGCCCGGAGAUGCUGGUGGUUUUGUUACGCCCCGGAAUCGAAAUCACCGAGGAUGUCCUAAUUGCUGUGGGCCGGAUUUGGGAACCAGGACAACUUAUCACAUUCUUGACCAAGUAUCCCACGGCCAAGUUGCAGGUCACCAAGUAUUUCAUCAUGGCAGCAGCACGCCAUAAUCGGAAAUCAACACUCCUUGCCUUCCUUGACCAUGAGUCAAUCCUGUCGGCCCAUUUCGAGGAAUCGUGCUUGAUAGCAGCUGCUGGGAAUCGUCAUAUGAGUACAGCAACAAACUAUAUGCUGAACGGCACCUUGGGCAAUUUCGUUGUCACACCUGCAGUGAUCAAGGCUGCCUGUACCAACGAUGUGAAUGGACUCGAUUACCUUGACUACCUCCUCAAAAAGUCCGAGAAUAAGAUCCCUCUCAAUGAGGAUAUACUUUGUGCAGCAGCUGCAAAUGAAGCACAAGGAUUCGACCUUCUCCUGCUUCUUUUACAAUAUCAACCAGAGUCCUUUCACAUCACUGAGGACCUUCUCAACACCGCCGCAAGAAACGAAGAACGAGGGACGAAGAUCUUGGAUCUUCUCUCUGAACGAUGUGUGGAUCGGUCCACCAUCACCGAUAAACUACUACAAACUGCCAUGCUUUUUAGACCGCACGACAUCCCGACCUUGGCCUUGAGCGACGGUAAUCCACACGGUCGAAUUAGCGAGGAAACCCUGGUUUUUGCUGCCCGGUAUUCCAACCCCAACAUCCUCUCCAAGCUCCUGAAGCCCUCCAACCAGCAAAUAACUGGGGCUGUCCUCGAGGCCGCCGCCCGAAACGUGAAUGGAAUAGCGAUGCUCACCUGGUUUCUCGACCGGCCCUUUGAUCCAGCGGUAAUUACGCCGGUCCUCGUCGCUGCUGCUACACAGAACGCCCGACACGGCGAAGAUCUUAUUGGUUAUCUCCAGUCAAAGUACCCUGAUCAGACGCGCGCCGCGGUCACUGAACAGGUUGUGCUCGCUGCCGCGUCUUCGAGGCAGAUUAGUUUUCUAGAUAUGCUUGAGAAGCGUUACUCGAUAAGUGUAACGGAGGAACACAGGUCCAUUGCACGAUUACGCCAUGCUUCUCUUACCAACGACCUGAGGACCGUCCAAGAUCUGCUAGCGACAGGUGUCCACCCCGAUUAUCCGGACGGUGCAGGUCGAACUCCCCUGCGACUUGCAAGUAAAAAGGGAUACCUGAAGAUUGUCCAGGCACUGAUCGGAACAGGGCAGGUGGACGUGAAUGCACAAGAUGAUCUAGGACAGACACCACUGUUAGUGGCUGUCUUGCAUGAGCACCACGACCUUAUUUACCCUUUGAUGGAGGCAGGCGCAGAUCCUGAUCUCAAGGACUCUUGCAGUGAUACGCCUUAUUCGGUCGCGGAAAAGGCUGGCGACUACAUCUCCCUGCGACGACUGCGGGAGGGGGCGAAGUUGCGAGCCGUUCGGGAGAUUCAGAAAUGA